Messenger RNA from Myxocyprinus asiaticus (Chinese sucker), 2162 nucleotides. It is a transcript of the gene slc35b1, whose product is annotated as solute carrier family 35 member B1. Lineage: Eukaryota; Metazoa; Chordata; Actinopteri; Cypriniformes; Catostomidae. Gene Ontology annotation, molecular function: UDP-glucose transmembrane transporter activity; UDP-galactose transmembrane transporter activity. The coding region runs from base 329 to 1318 and encodes 329 amino acids. The transcript is spliced from 9 exons. Gene Ontology annotation, cellular component: Golgi membrane; endoplasmic reticulum membrane. The record is from RefSeq and is a predicted model, not a curated record. Gene Ontology annotation, biological process: UDP-galactose transmembrane transport.
AAGCACAGGCUGUUAACGUCGCAUACAUUCUGGCAUUCACUCCGUGCAUCAUUUUUUGAGGAUGCUGACGUUUGGCCACAGGACCGUUUACUAAUCUGUAAUUAAAGCAUAAAGAGAACCAGUCAGCAAAGUGAUAGUGUAAUAUAUUCAUUAUUGUAAGUUGCUUUAAGACUGUAGAUAUUAGUGGAAGGAGAGCUUCAUCAUCAGCAGAGAGAGAAGAGGGGUGUCUAGAGUCGUGUCAUCAUUUCUGAUCGCCGGUAAGAGUGGAUCGCGGGAUAAGGGGAGCGGAGCGGUGUCCGUGUCCAUACCGAGACUACUGGACGACAGCAUGGCCGCUGGGAAGGCAACGAGCAAACCGUCUCUCUGGCAGAACGAACGGGUCCGAUUCAUCAUCUGCUUCAUCGGGGUGUUCGUGUGUUACUUUUACUAUGGAAUACUGCAGGAGACCAUCACGCGAGGGGACUACAGUCACGCAGGGAAGAAGGAGAAGUUUCGUUACGCCACCACACUAGUCUUCAUCCAGUGCAUCAUCAAUGCUGCUUUCGCUAGAAUCUUAAUUCAGUUUUUUGAGGGCUCAAAGCUGGACCACACUAAAAGCUGGCUUUAUGGCAUGUGCUCUUUGUCUUACCUGGGUGCCAUGGUGUCCAGUAAUUCAGCCCUGCAGUAUGUCAACUACCCAACACAGGUGUUGGGAAAAUCCUGUAAACCGAUUCCAGUAAUGAUUCUUGGUGUCACAAUCCUGAGGAAGAAAUAUCCCAUGGCGAAAUAUCUGUGUGUGUUUCUGAUCGUCACUGGGGUUGCCCUCUUUCUCUACAAACCCAACAAAGGCUCCACCACAUCAGAUGAACACACGUAUGGCUUUGGAGAGAUGCUGCUGCUGGUCUCAUUGACUUUGGAUGGGCUGACAGGUGUAGCUCAGGAUCACAUGAGGGCGCGGUACCAGACGGGAGCCAAUCACAUGAUGCUGAAUGUCAACCUGUGGUCCACACUGGUCCUAGGAAUUGUUGUGCUGUGGACAGGUGAGGUGUGGGAGUUUUUGUCAUUUGCUGAUCGCUAUCCUGUCAUCAUCUAUAAUAUCCUCCUGUUCGGACUGACUAGCGCUCUUGGACAGACUUUCAUCUUCAUGACAGUGGUGUAUUUUGGACCGCUCACCUGUUCUAUCAUCACAACGACACGGAAGUUCUUCACUAUCCUGGGUUCAGUGCUACUGUUUGGGAAUGUCAUCAGCACUAUGCAGUGGUUUGGCACCGUCCUCGUCUUCCUUGGCCUUGGACUGGAUGCCAGAUUUGGAAAACCUCCUAUAAAGAUGACACACUAAAGACUGGAACUGUGUGUACGGCUGCAUGUGGACUCAGACAAACUUAGAAGUUUGUCCUCUCAACACUUUACCACACUAAUUCCAUCAGUGGUUUGCAUUUUUAGCACUCACAGUAUUGUUAUUAUGCUGAUGUUCUGAACAUUUAAUUAUGAGAAAUAUUUGCUCAUUAUCUCUCAAAAUGGUAUCUAUGGUAACGGAGGGAUAUUGCAGACUACAGUGUGCAUAAUCAUCAUCUGUCACGCUUAUUGAGAAGAAAAAAAAAUCGAAUUCAAAAGAUAAAGUCUGGAUAAAGAGAUUCUGUAAUCUAAAAACGAAAAAAAGCACACGGCUGAUUGUACCUCCUUAAACACUCCCUCCAGGAAGGCACCACUGAAUUUGUAACUACCCAGAUUCUUGUUUUUGACACAUUUAAACACGUCACCAUGCCUUCCAGUCCUUGCUGAAUUAAGACACAUGGGUUCUGCCUUAAUGUUAUUCUUAAUUUAGGCAGUGAAUUCUGUUUAGCAUCUGGUUGAUGUCAGUGCAUUCCCUAGGAAGUGUGUUCAUGUGUGUGGUGUGGAUGAAAUACUCAAACAUCAUUUACAUACAGUGGGAGGAUGUUUGUCUCAUUACACAGGCAUACCUGUUUAGAUGAGCUCUUUAAUGCUAGACAUGAAUUCUUUUCAUACCAGGUGUCAUAUUUAUUUUCAAAUCCUGGGUGAUGCGUCUCAUUUGUUUUGUUUGAGGUCCGAAAGAUAGCAAAUGUUUAGAAAGUUGACCGUUUUUUUUUACAAAGAAGAAAAAAAAAUAUCUUUGUUAUGCUGUAUCCUUAUGUCAGAAUAAAAAUAUUUUUUUUAGAAGAUUA